Rubroshorea leprosula is the source of this 942-nucleotide messenger RNA. Lineage: Eukaryota; Viridiplantae; Streptophyta; Magnoliopsida; Malvales; Dipterocarpaceae. The record is from the annotation of a GenBank genome assembly.
AAAAAAUUAUUCCAAAUUGUUUUGCAUAAAAUAGAAAACUAAGAUAAAUAUAUUCAAAAUAAAAAAAAAUGGUCGGAAAACCCAGAUCUGGGUUCCAUGCGCAGGAACCCAGAAUUGGGUUCCACGCAGGAACACAGAACCGGGUUCCUGCGCAGAACCCAGAACCGGGUUCCUGCGCAGAACCCAGAUCUGGGUUCUGCGCAAGAACCCAGAACCAUUCUGGCUCGCUUGCUGCUGCUGCUGCUGCAGAAGCCGUGACUUCAGUUUUCGUCUUCAAGGCUCCCAGCGAUGAAGAACCUGAACUCUUACAAUCUGAAGAAGACGAAGACGAUGAAGAAGCAGGAGAAGAACAAGGCAGUGAGGAAGCUGAAGACAAACCAUCAAACUCCAAAGGCCAAAAACAAUUCCCGUGGGACUUCGCUUCAUAUUCUGAAUCCGUAGCCGAAGAUCACGCUCACCAUGGCACCACCUCCGUCGAUUUCAAAAUCUCCGAAGUCCUCCAUCAAAGCUCCACUCGGGUAGACGACGAGCCUUCCGAUUCUGAACCUGACAAACAAGAGGAUUAUAGAUCAGAAGAUGAAGAUGAUGACAAAAGUAAUGCCGGCAACAGCAAGUCCUUCUUUGGUCCAUCUGAGGGAGCGUCGUUUCAUGCGAAUUCGUUUAUGGAGCUAAAUCUUUCUCGUCCUUUGUUUCGUGCUUUAGAGGCUAUGGGAUUAUACUAAGCGUACUCCAAUCCAAGAAUCCUUUUAACUUAUCAUUUCUUUUUUUUCUUUUUUCUUUUUUUUUUAUACUCACUCUUUAAUGUUGUUUUUAUACUCACUCUUUAAUGUUGUGCGUGUAGGCCGCAUGUUGUUCAUCAAACACUCUCCUCCAUCUCCACAUUAUGUCAUCGUUGUAUUUUAGUUACAAGAUCAAAUUAAAUAAUAAUUAUUGAACUUAUCA